This is a messenger RNA of Spodoptera exigua (beet armyworm), 1656 nucleotides long. NCBI's taxonomy places the organism in Eukaryota, Metazoa, Arthropoda, Insecta, Lepidoptera, Noctuidae. The record is from the annotation of a GenBank genome assembly.
CUCGGAGUAGACGCGCGGCGGUCGGAUCGCGAGUGCCCAGCAGUACGACUCUUGAGCCCGUUGCCGUCACACGCACCGAACCGACCCAAUAAUAUUUUCACAUUUUCCGACGCGUCGCGCACCUCUUACUCGCUUAUUUGUGAAUGAACUGCCAACCAUGAAACCGUGUGUUAUCGAGUACAACACUCGGUUAUGACGGCGAAGUAAGUAACGGGGUAGUUGGAGUAGUUCGCGACGAGGCCUCUGACACUGCAGUGCCGAUGACCAGCCGGUGUGGGUCGCGAGCGCACCGCGAGCAUGUCAAACUCGACCGACGCGUACUGCGUGCCUGGCGCCACCAACUUCUACAAAGCGUACAGCCGCCUGCACGGCUACAUCGCGCUGGUGAUAUGCAUCGUCGGCUCGGCCACCAACUCCAUCAACAUCGCGGUGCUAAGCCGCCGCGAGAUGACCAGCCCCACCAACUCCAUCCUUACUGGCCUCGCCGUCGCAGACCUUCUAGUCAUGUUGGAGUACAUUCCCUACGCGCUACAUAUGAACAUCAAAAUAGGACCUCAAGUUAACAAGAAUACAUACACUUGGACGGUUUUCGUGUAUUUCCACUCAAUAUUCAGCCAAACGUUUCAUACCAUUUCAAUUUGGUUAGCGGUGACUCUGGCUGUGUGGAGAUACGUCGCGAUCGCAUUUCCCCAGCGGAACAGCACUUGGUGUAAUAAGAAAAAUACAACUUUCGCUAUCGUAAGCGCCUAUGUGAUAUGCCCAUUUUUGUGUCUUCCUAUUUAUUUCGCGAUGAAUAUAGUGCCCAGUGAAGUGACUCCCCAUAACAAUUCAGAAUUUGCUGAAGAUCUCGCCCUGCCUGACAAUCGGACCGUUUAUGUUCUAGAAAUGUCGAGAAACGUAAAAUUAGUAACAGCAAUAAUGUGGAUUUAUAGUGUAAUAUUGAAACUCGUACCAAGUAUAGCGUUGUCGAUAUUAAGUACUUGUUUGAUAUCAAAGUUAACUACAACGGAGCGCAAGAGACAGAAGCUUCUGAAACGUUCAACAAUCGGGCCAAAUGAGCCAGAAAAGCAGUGCCUAGCAACGGAGGAGACGUGUGCGCGGCGGUCCAGUCGCACGGAUCGCACGACGCGCAUGCUCCUUGCAGUCCUAGGCCUGUUCCUGUCCACUGAGGUGCCACAGGGUCUUCUAGGUCUGGCAAGUGCAUUGGCGCCAGACUUCUUUAAGUAUUGUUAUAAUAUGUUUGGUGAUUUAAUGGACGUGUUAGCACUGUUCACUUCGUCAGUAAACUUCGUGUUGUACUGCAGCAUGAGCCGGCAAUUUCGGUGCACGUUCGCCAGGCUGGCACGACGGAUGCUCUCUGCGACUGAAGAGCCAGUCAAACUAUCCAAUAAGUUAGAACCGACCACGCAGGUCACCGGGCCACUAUAGCGCCAAAUUCCCGCCCUCAUCAGGGUGGUAGAAGAGAGUAUUAUAUAAAUAACGAUACAGGUACCAUCGCUCUCUAUAACUUCGAUAGUCUAAUUCAUAAAUAUUGGUAGCAAUUAGUGUAUUAGCGCAUUGUAAUUAUGAUCCUUAAAUAUAGUCACUUUAUUAGUUCUGUAAAUAAUGUAAGCCAGUUCUAGUCAUAAGAACAUAUAAUGUAGUAGGUUAAUAAAA